Messenger RNA from Python bivittatus (Burmese python), 3162 nucleotides. RefSeq names its product solute carrier family 33 member 1 (gene SLC33A1). Lineage: Eukaryota; Metazoa; Chordata; Lepidosauria; Squamata; Pythonidae. Gene Ontology annotation, molecular function: acetyl-CoA transmembrane transporter activity. The record is from RefSeq and is a predicted model, not a curated record. Gene Ontology annotation, cellular component: membrane. Gene Ontology annotation, biological process: acetyl-CoA transmembrane transport.
UUUUAUGGGUCGGACUCAGCAAGGCUGGCCAAAGGAUCAGCGAAUGGUUUGGAAACCCGGUGGAGGAAAAGGAAGUUUUGUGCCGGGGCAGCGGGCGAGCGGAGUCGGCUUCUCGCAGACCGCCGGAAAGAGGCCCAUCGCUUCCCAAUGCCGAGGGAAGAGAGACGUAUCUUUUCGGCCCUCCGCUCCUUUUCGUGGUGAGGGAACCUGCCCACUCGGGCGGCAGAAUUAGAGGGAGGCCGAACUCUUUUUCUCCGCCGCAGGGGAUCAGCCGGAUCGACCUGGGAGCCUCCUGUGAUCUGCCGCCAGGCUAGGCUGAAGAGUCUUCUGUGGGGAGGACCACUGGUCCCCUCGCCUUCUGAAGAAAAGCAGCGCUGGAUUACGUGUGUGACAUGUCUCCAGCCAUCUCCUGUAAGGAUAAUAGUCGGCAUCGCCGGCCAGGCAACUACCAGAACGCCCUGGAUGUGAUGCAGAGUAAGCCUGCUCCCCUGGACUUCUAUGAAGAUGGCCCUGCUGACACGGUCGGAAAAGAGGACAGGGAGGCACUGCUUCAGGAGCCACAUGUCCAGCCUCUGGAGUCUCCCCAAGACUAUAGAGCAGAGUUUGGCAAUAUCUUGCUGCUUCUGUUCCUGUAUGUGCUGCAAGGGAUUCCUUUGGGGCUUGCUGGCAGCAUCCCCCUCAUCCUGCAAAGCAAGAAUGUCAGCUACAAGGACCAGGCUUUCUUUAGUUUUGUCUUCUGGCCUUUCAGUCUGAAGUUGCUUUGGGCUCCCUUGGUGGAUGCUGUGUACUUCAAGAGCUUUGGUCGCCGAAAGUCUUGGCUUGUGCCUACUCAAUACAUCAUAGGUCUUUUUAUGAUGUACUUGUCUGUGCGGGUGGAUUCUCUGCUUGGGGAAGUUGAUGGCCAAAGCCCAGAUGUGGUGGCCCUUACUGUGACCUUCUUCCUCUUUGAGUUCCUAGCAGCCACUCAGGACAUAGCUGUAGAUGGCUGGGCAUUGACUAUGUUGUCGCGUGAAAACGUGGGCUACGCGUCCACUUGUAAUUCUGUGGGUCAGACGGCUGGCUACUUCUUGGGAAAUGUCUUGUUCCUGGCUCUUGAAUCAGCUUCCUUCUGCAACAAGUAUUUACGCUUUCAGCCUCAAGCCAAAGGAAUUGUUACACUUUCAGAUUUCCUGUUUUUCUGGGGUGCUGUUUUUUUAAUAACUACUACCUUGGUUGCACUUUUGAAAAAGGAAAACAAGAAAACACCAUCAAAAGAAGAGACAAAAGGAAUCAUGGAUACAUACAAGCUGCUUUUCUCAAUAGUCAGAAUGCCAGCUGUCCUUAUGUUUUGUGCUCUAAUCUUAACAGCAAAGGUUGGUUUCUCAGCAGCAGAUGCUGUAACAGGUCUCAAACUGGUAGAAGAAGGUGUGCCUAAGGAACAUUUAGCUCUGCUUGCUGUUCCAAUGGUUCCAUUGCAAAUCAUACUGCCCCUGAUCAUCAGCAAAUACACAGCAGGGCCAAAGCCCUUGAAUACAUUUUAUAAGGCUAUGCCAUUCAGGCUACUGUUUGGAUUGGAAUUUGCUCUCCUGUUUUGGUGGACUCCCAAAGUAAAGUAUGAAGGAGGAUUUCCAAUCUAUUACUAUAUUAUAUUAUUGCUGAGUUACGCCUUACAUCAGGUUACUGUGUACAGCAUGUAUGUUGCUAUAAUGGCAUUCAAUGCCAAAGUUAGUGACCCACUCAUUGGAGGAACAUACAUGACAUUGCUUAACACAGUGUCCAAUCUGGGAGGAAACUGGCCAGCCACAGUAGCUCUUUGGCUUGUGGAUCCACUUACAGUGAAGCAAUGUGCUGGAAUUCAAGGACACAACUGUGGGACUACAGCUGCUGCAGAACUUUGCUCAAAAGAAGGUGGAUCUUGUGUUACUACUCUGGACGGUUAUUAUGUGGAAUCCGUAAUAUGCAUAGUACUGGGAUUUGCUUGGUGGCUGUUCCUUGGGCCCAGAUUGAAAAGGCUGCAGGAUGAGAAACCGGCGUCAUGGAAAUGCAGAAGAACCAGUUAAUGGAAAUGAAAUACCAGAAAAGACUAGCUAAAAUCGCUAUAGCUUUGUCAUGUAACAAAUAUACAAGAGAACAAGUAUCACAUCUAAAAAAUGGUCAGUUUACACAUGCCAAAUGACUUUACAAAAGCUAAAGUCAAGUCCUGUAUGGAUCAAUUACAAAAUUUGCCCUCCUUAUCAAAAAUUACCCUUAAGAUUGUUGUUGUUGUUUUUAAAUCACUUUAGAAAAACAGGAUUUAAAAACUAUGUUACUGUUCUCCUAAACUACAGUUGCUGCAUUUCUUCCUUUUAUUUCCUUAAAGUUACCUUUGAAGAAAAAGCUGUCUUUAAGGGACCUUAUAAUAAUUUUGAUUUAUAUUAAACAUGGAAUCUACAUGGUUAAAAUGCCUUAGAAAGAAAAAAAUGUUUAUAUAUAUAUUAUUGUUUUAUAUUGCUUACCAUAAUUACAAAUAGGUCAAAACAAUGAGGAUAACAGAUUCUAUCGGGUUUUUUUGUUUUGCCUUGCUUCUAUGAAAUUUAAAGAUUUAUAAAAAUAUUUAUAGUAGUGAAAAUAUUUUUUCUUUUAAAGUACAGAUUUUGGUUCUCCACACGUUGAUUUGCUAAUAGAAAUAGUUUCAUCAUUACAGCACUAAUAAUUGUGGGCAUAAAAAGCCCCAAGCCAUAGAGACUUAUUGGUACUGAAGUUUUUGAAAAUAUUAGGAGCAGAUACAAAAUUGAUGAGAACAGUUUGUACAUGAAAAACCAAACAUGAUUUAUGAAGAACGGAACAUACUUUUGUUUCUUUUAGUGGGGGACCCAAAUAGGACCAAGCAGGAUAUUCAGUGCCUUCUGGAAAUAAGUUAAUGUAAGAUGGUGAUCAAAUGUCUGUACUGUCAAAUUUUAGAACCUAAGUGUCAUUCUCAUAAAAUAUACCCAUUUCUGCUGAUGUCAGGAAUCUAAGUAAUUGUUGCAAUGAACAUUAGAGGAAAUCUUUUUUUUAGCACCCUAAUGAUGUACAAUAUAAUGUAUAUCAUAUGGAAAGGGGCACUGUAUAGCAUUUGAUGUAUUGUAUACAUCUUUCAUAUGAAAAUUUCUUCAAAAGUUAAAAGAGUGUCAUACUUUUAACACUGAGGUGAAAUACUGAAAU